AUGCCUUUGGAGGGAUUUCCUGUAGGUGGUGGCCUUCCCUCUCUUGAAGAGGUUGUUGAAGUUGCGCAAGAACAUCAGGAGGAAGUUCCGGAAGAACAUCAGGAGGAAAUGGUGGAAAAUCAUCAUAACAACAACCACGACAAUCAGCCUCCUACCCAAUCUUUCAAGAUCAAGCUCAAGUUAGCGCCACGUAUACCAUCAACGGAAAAACUAGCUGGUGAUGGAGAAGGAGGAGCUGAUCUAAACAACAAAGAGACUUUGGUUAAGAAGCCAAAAAUGUCCCAAAAGUCACAACCAGCAGGGGAAGAUGAUCAAGCCGGGCAACCCACCACUAAGGCUGGCAGAGCCAGAGCUGUCAGAGCAAAACGUGGGGUAAAAAAGUUCUCAUCAUAA
Molecule: messenger RNA, 393 nt
Organism: Melampsora larici-populina 98AG31
Lineage: Eukaryota; Fungi; Basidiomycota; Pucciniomycetes; Pucciniales; Melampsoraceae
Exons: 3
Coding region: 1-393 (130 amino acids)
Source: RefSeq, a predicted model, not a curated record